Messenger RNA from Gossypium arboreum, 444 nucleotides. RefSeq lists its product as uncharacterized. NCBI's taxonomy places the organism in Eukaryota, Viridiplantae, Streptophyta, Magnoliopsida, Malvales, Malvaceae. The transcript has a single exon. The record is from RefSeq and is a predicted model, not a curated record. Bases 1 to 444 code for a protein of 147 amino acids.
AUGGUGGGUGCUGAUUUGAUCCGAGAAACUGAAGAAAAAGUUCAAAUUAUUCGAGAUUGCUUGAAAGAUGCAUAUGAUCAUCAAAAAUCAUAUGCGGAUCUGAAAAGGAAAGAUAUAGAAUUUGUUGUUGGUGAUCGGGUAUUCUUAAAAGUCUAUCCGUGGAAGAAAGUGUUACGUUUCUGCAGGAAAGAAAAGUUGAGUCCGAGAUUUAUCGGACUGUACGAGAUUGUUGAAAGAAUCGACCCUGUAGCUUAUAAAUUAGCUUUGCCCUCUGAACUCGAGAAAAUCCAUAAUGUGUUUCAUAAUUCAAUGCUGAGACGGUACAAAUCUGAUCCUUCACAUGUGAUUCCUCAUAGUGAGAUUGAGCUACAGCCAGACUUGACGUAUUCGAAAGAACCCGUAAGAAUUUUAGCUUGGGAAGAUAAAGAAUUGUGGAACAAAUGA